CACUUGCAUAAACACAUUAGAGAGAGGGGCAGACAGCUGACCGGGGACACAAAAUACUCCCCAAAACCUUCGGUUUAUCUUUUGAACAUGAGCAGGAUCGCUGGAGUUAUUCGGCGUACGUUUGGAAUAGUACGCGAGCACGUCGGGACAGAUCAUCUGGGGAAUAAAUAUUACAUAAUCCCAGAACAGAAGACAUGGACAGGAAGACUCAUCCGUGCCAAGCGGAUGGUAGUGGCAGCCAAUCCUACAGAAUAUGAAUAUACAGCAAGCAGCCUACCGACAGAGUGGGACGCUUGGAUCCGAGGCAGACGGAAGGAGCCCCCCUCCAUCGAGGAGCUGCUAAAGAAUGAGUCUUACAGGGAGCAGAUCAAGCACAAGGCCAAGGAGGUGGAGGAGAAAGAACUGGCCCUACAGGCUAAGGAGUAUGAAGAAGGCCUAGUGGCGACUCCUGCAAGGACUGUGGCCAAGGGCCAUGCAGCUGCCACCAGCUUCGGCAAGCAGGAGAUCACAGAGGACCCCACCAGCACUGCAAACACAUUCCAGCCUGGCUCCUGGAUGCCCACUUCCAAGAAAUAGACAGAGACAUCCACAUACACUGAAACUGCAGUGCAAUGUAAUACAAUCAAAUAGAAAAGCCCUGCAAUAAGUGCUACCUUUAUGAAACUGAUAUUCACUUUUAGUUGAAACUUUGAGAUUUAAUCUUAGAAACAUUUUUCAGUAUAAUCCAAUCCAAGUCAGCAACACCACAAACUAUGAUCUCAAAAAUUACCAGAGUUUAAUCAACUCAUCUCUGAGUCAAUCUCAAAUAAUUCAGCAUUACAGGUUUCACAGAGGAAGUAUUUAUUUCGAGGCUGUUUUAUGGGUGUGCAUUACAUUAUAAAGGGGUUUCUACUUUUCUGGUCCCUCAGUGUAUAUUGAAUAUACACAAGACAAUAUCCAUCACUUAUCUUAAAGCUGACUGCAUGCCAGUAAUUUAAUGUAGUAAAAAAUUAAAAGUUUGUCACUAAAGAAAGAAAAACUGAAAGGGUUAUCCUUCAUUAAUUAUUGAGUACACUACAAAUAUGUGUUAUGUUAUGUAUGUUGGAAUGUUACAGUAUCCUGAUCUGCCGCAGAGGGAAGUUCUUUCACUAGAGAUCAGAGUCCAUGUUGGCCAAAGAGUUGAAGAAAGGUGAUUACAAGAGCACUUCCUAAUAAAAACUACAUGAACUGGGAUCUGCAGCUGGAAACAUGGUCUUCCUACUC
Messenger RNA from Toxotes jaculatrix (banded archerfish), 1242 nucleotides. It is a transcript of the gene ndufaf2, whose product is annotated as NADH:ubiquinone oxidoreductase complex assembly factor 2. The record is from RefSeq and is a predicted model, not a curated record. The transcript has 4 exons. Bases 88 to 576 code for a protein of 162 amino acids. Gene Ontology annotation, cellular component: membrane. Lineage: Eukaryota; Metazoa; Chordata; Actinopteri; Toxotidae. Gene Ontology annotation, biological process: mitochondrial respiratory chain complex I assembly.